AUGACAAGGAAAAUCCUGCAUGACACAGCCUUGGUCAAGGCCCUGCUGCUGUUGAUGUUGGGGCUUGCCUUUCUGAGGGAAGUGGCAGCUCGCAAAAACCCCAGAGUGGGGCAUAACGCUUUCCAAAGGCCUGAGAGUUGCCCCCCUCUGGAGGACAACAGUGUGAAGCUUGACCUCCGCAUCAUCAAUGAGAAUCUGGGUGUCCCGCUUACACAGAACUUCCAGAAUCGCUCCAGCUCCCCCUGGGAUUACACCAUCACCUGGGACCCCAACCGGUUUCCCUCAGAAAUUGUCCAGGCCCAGUGUAGGCACCUGGGCUGCGUCGAUGCCCAGGGCAAGGAAGACAACUCCAUGAACUCUGUGCCCGUCCAGCAAGAGAUCCUGGUCCUCCGCAGGAAGCGCCAGGGCUGCUCUGCCUCUUUCCAGCUGGAGAAGGUGCUGGUGACUGUUGGCUGCACCUGCGUCACUCCCAUUGUCCACCAGAUGUCCUGA
Molecule: messenger RNA, 492 nt
Organism: Carlito syrichta (Philippine tarsier)
Lineage: Eukaryota; Metazoa; Chordata; Mammalia; Primates; Tarsiidae
Gene: IL17F
Product: interleukin 17F
Exons: 3
Coding region: 1-492 (163 amino acids)
Biological process (GO): inflammatory response
Cellular component (GO): extracellular region
Molecular function (GO): cytokine activity
Source: RefSeq, a predicted model, not a curated record